Messenger RNA from Aspergillus neoniger CBS 115656, 748 nucleotides. RefSeq lists its product as uncharacterized. Bases 153 to 641 code for a protein of 162 amino acids. The record is from RefSeq and is a predicted model, not a curated record. The transcript has a single exon. NCBI's taxonomy places the organism in Eukaryota, Fungi, Ascomycota, Eurotiomycetes, Eurotiales, Aspergillaceae.
GAACCGCAGUACCAUAGUAUUGUGAAAAUAAGGAAUUAUCAUUGUUACUUGUUUUGAUUAUACGUGGUUUCCAUGGACUCCGAUGGUGUGAUUACCAAUUUUCAGUGCCUCUGUUGCGUGAGUCGCUACAGCUUCCUUUGCUCUUUCAAUUAAUGCAGUCUAGAGACGGUAAGUGCCAUGAGCGCUGGUCAUUCAUUACUCAACUCGGAAACCAACUCCGGCUCCGACUGAGCUUGGAUCGCAUGCAGCACAAAAUGGUGGACACUAAUUCUGUCCUCUGCUUCUCACACAGCCUGCCUUUCAUCGCCUCCCGAGUCAUGGGAGUCCGCGCAAGCACCACCUCAGCCAUCACGCCUUUUCCGACGUCUCACCUGCAUCAAUACCAAGCUUUGUCAUUUUGCGAGGAUCGCUGGUCAGAAUUUUUUCCAGCCAGUGGACUCGGGCAGAUCAACCGAGCAGUCAUGUUGAGUUCUUUUUCCCGAAAAUACGGAAUGAUUUUUGACACGACAUUGGUUUGUUGUCACCAGGCAGAAGUAUACUUUACCUCCAGCCAGCCAGCUAGCCAGCUAGUCUCGUCUUACGGCUAUGCAAUGUGCCGUACAGCCACCGCUCCGGAUCUCCACAUUAGUCAACGCUUCUAAUGCGCAUCUUCCGACCUCCGAUGGAGUCUUGAAAAGAGCGCAGGCGCGAAUGACGCGUUACUUGUUUCGCAUCGCACACAAUUUGGUAUAUCAAGUGGCGAGAUUAU